Molecule: messenger RNA, 309 nt
Organism: Funneliformis mosseae
Lineage: Eukaryota; Fungi; Glomeromycota; Glomeromycetes; Glomerales; Glomeraceae
Source: the annotation of a GenBank genome assembly
AUGUCUUCAAAGUUGAUAGAUGAAAAUGAUAUCCAAAUUAUUGAUGGAAAUCAAGAGCUUACAAUUGACAUGACAAUAGAAGUUGAAUUUACUCAUCUAUUUCUAAAAAUAGGAGUAGAUAGAAUUAAAAAUAUCAAAUCUUACAACGCAAAUUCUAUUUCAAAGUUUACUAAGUCUCAAAUCCAAAUUAUUCUGGAUUAUUUUGAUAGAUCUGGCUAUACUGAUAUGGAGCUAAAAAAGCCUAACUCAUAUUCUGGAUGCAAAAAUACAGAAAAAGUGAGACCUAAAGUCCUACUUGAGAAAAGUUAG